Messenger RNA from Ooceraea biroi (clonal raider ant), 6355 nucleotides. RefSeq names its product nucleolar pre-ribosomal-associated protein 1. The record is from RefSeq and is a predicted model, not a curated record. Gene Ontology annotation, biological process: maturation of LSU-rRNA from tricistronic rRNA transcript (SSU-rRNA, 5.8S rRNA, LSU-rRNA); maturation of 5.8S rRNA from tricistronic rRNA transcript (SSU-rRNA, 5.8S rRNA, LSU-rRNA). Lineage: Eukaryota; Metazoa; Arthropoda; Insecta; Hymenoptera; Formicidae. Gene Ontology annotation, cellular component: nucleolus.
AGUCAACAGUUAAUCAGACGCAGUGUUUCUUUCCAAUUAAUUGAAGAGAAUGUUGAAAGCAUGCACUAUUGUUUACUAUUUUGUGAGGUAAAACGAUACAAAGCAAUCUCAACAAAAGAAUUUAUUAAUUACGAAACACGGAAUUGUAUCAUAUAAUUUAAAACAAAUUGAUGACACGAAGUAAUUUAUUAUCCAAAGUUAAAACCAAGUUCGACUUAGGUUAGAGUGAAAAGGUUAGGUUUAAAUAGCAUGGUAGCACGCGGGUGAUGCACGUGCGACUGCAUGAUGGAUGCGACCGGGAAGCACGUGCUCUGCAAGCCGAAAAAAGCACAAAAGCGAUCCUUGCAAGAUGAAGAUAAAGUGCCGAGGAAGAAGACAAAGCUCAACGGUGUUGUUAAGGAGGAAAUCGAACAUAAUGCAUCAGGAGAAAAUAUAGUUCCUAAAGAAAGUAGUACAGAAGCCGCUGUUUGCAGUGACAGACAGGACGAACUUAAUGGUAAAUCUCUGAGAACGUUAUUGUCCUCGUCCAAUGGCUUCGAUGCUCUGAGGAAAUUCGUGACGAUAUGCAAGGAGAACAAGGAAAGGAAUCUUGCAGCAGAAUAUCUGCUUGCUGGUGGCAGUGUACUGGAAGUCCUGAGACUGUUGGACUCUGCAGAGAAGAAGAAUAUCUCUAAUGCCAUCACCGUCUUCUCUGCAAUCAAUAUUUUACUCAUGAGGAUUUUGGCUGAAUAUCCUCAGUACCAAAAUAGUGCGAUAGAGGCUUGUCGUUAUCUGUUGAAUUCGUACAUGUCCAUCGUACAUUCCAUGUUCUCGAGCCAGAGUAAUGUCAGGCAGCGCAAAGUGGUGUUGAAGCUGCUCACAGCAAUAGUAUCUUUGGACAGUAACCUGUCUAAUGAGUUGCUGACUCAUCUGUCACUGCAGCAGCAAGCUUUAGAAAAUCUAGUGCAUCAUACCAAGCCCACAGAUCCACAGAGUGUUAGGACAUGCUUCAUACACUUUGUCUUAGCGUUUCUUGUGGACAGAAACACGACGGUGAUCAGAACGCUGUUGGAUAAGCAUCAUCUGCUUUCUUGCAUCUUCUCAGGUUUGGUAUACGAUUCAAAAAUGAUUAUUAGCCUGGUUCUGUCGACCAUCAAGAUGAACGUGCUUGAGAACACGAGUAUCAGCAAGACGACAAAGUUGCACAUGUUCAACACUACAGCCGUGUCGAACUUGUUGUCGCUUUACGACUGGAAAGGUCCUAACAACUGGCGCAAGAAUAAAAGUAGUUGUAGCGAGAGUGAAGAGUUCCUAGAAGAUAAACAGGUUGUUAACGACAUAGUUCAUGAGUUCUUAAUUGUUCUACUGACCUCACAUCGCUAUGGAGUUAUCUUUCACGACCGAACGCUAGGUUCGCGAAACAAGCACAAUCAGCUGGUGUAUACGGUUCUCCAGAACCUGGAGAAACCGUGGGAACGCGAAAAGUCAUCAGAUCUGGUCAUCAGGAUAAUGGGAGCCUGUCCGGAUCUGAUUCGUUCACAGUAUAGCGCCAUCGAGCCGUUUCUCGAACCCCGAGUGUCACCCAAGUGGAUUUCCCUUUUGAGAUUCGUUAACAAGAUAAUUGAAUCGAUUGAUCCCACCGGCUGCAUAAGAAACUACUCUCUGGAACUAAAUGCAAAGAACUUGAUAAGCAUUUUAUUGUCUUUGACAGUCCCAAAUAUGAUUGUGAGGGGUGCCAUUCUGCCAGGAUUAAGUCACGAUAGUCUCUUGGUCAGACAUGAGGCGUUGGCUCUUUUAUUAUCGAUGAUUUGUCAGUUGAAAACCAUUUCCUUGGCCGCAAAAGAGUUUUACAAGACAAAUGCGGUUAAAAGGCAGAUAACAGAUUUCAUUUUGAAGGUCGUUCCUAAUUUAGAUAUCAUCCUACGAACAUGGAAUCGUGCCUUCGAAGCCAAUGCCGAUAUGGAGAUCCCAGAAAGCGCAGAGAACGUUCAGAAUCCAGAACUGAUGGAUCAUCUUGACAUCAUCCUGAACAUUCUUCAUUUGUACAAGGAUGUGUGCCCAGAACUGUUAGACGGCCUGACAGAUUUGCAACCAAAGAUGCUUCUGUCUAGCUUAAAUAGUCUCCAAGAUGAAAGUGAUGAAGAAGCAAAUAUAGAGAAGUUAAGCUCCAUGAAAGUCAAGGCAAUACAGUUCUUGCUCGUCCUGGAUUCCACUAUCUUUGCGCCUAGAGAAAGGACCUUCAAGGAAGCUCUUCUCUUCUUGAUAUCCCUCAUUCGUCGAGAAACACCAUCGGAAAGUUGCAAAGCUGCUAGAAUGUUGUUAAACGCGACAGGUUUGUUCGAAAAUUGCGACGAUCAGUUGGAUAUCUGGAUCAACGGUUUCUCGGUAAUAACUGAGCCUAAAGAAAACGAGGAGUUGGCGCAAUGGUUUAUGUCUGUUAUGAAAAGUGCCAUUAGACACACUGACAAAUAUAUAAACAGCAUGACGCAAGCGGAAGCAGCAUUAAAUGAGCAGUGUUUGGCUAAUCUUGAUGUUAAAACAACAAAAGACAUAAUUAACGAACUCUUCGAAAAGGCCAACAGAAUCUCUAGUCCUUGCGAGAAGGAUGUUUCCACGACGUCUGUAAUUAAUGGACAGUUCAAUGUUGAUGCAAAAGACAAUAAUGUAAUUAACGAUACCUUUAACAGAGCCAAUCAAAUAAAGUCGAAAGGCGCUAAACAUACUGAAACGUACGUGAUUCAGAGAAACGAGCAGGGUUCCAAGUCUCAUAUAAAAAAGGUGGGAGAUGUAAUUAAUCAGUUGUUUGAUAAGGCAAAACCCAAUAGGUUUCCUUUUAAUGGCCUUCUUCAUGGUAAAGCUUCUCCUCCGUGUUUAUUUAAUGGACAAGUAGUUGAUCUUGAGGCAAAGAAAACUGAUGAUGUAACUGAUCAUUCCUUCGACAAUCUUGACGAGGAAAGCCUUCCUCACAGAAUGCAAGUUUGUACAUCCGUGUCACCGCUCUUGUGUUGCGCACUUCAUAAAGCAAAUAAGCAAGAUUGCUCCGCCACGAUUGUAGCGUAUGUAUCCUACGUACUGGUCCACACUCUGCACCAUCAAGUUGCUCCGGAUCUGUUGAUCCAUUUAGCAACUGAUUUAACCAGCUUGCCGGUUUAUAAAUAUUUGCAAGGUUGGUCAAGCAACGGUCGGCCAAUUCCCUUGAAGAAUAAAUUUCAAUUUCUACAAUUAUUGCACAGAACAAGCAAUGCGUUACUGGCAGAUUCUGAGAUGGAUGUGACUGAGGUUUUCAAAACGUCUGAUAACAACUGUUCGACAUGCUGCUUCAAGUAUGACAAUAAAGAAAUCGUCAUUAAUCACUCCUUAUCUUUACAUGACGUCAAGGUUUUAUGGAGGAUGACGGUGUUUUAUUUAGCGCAGCUGGCACAGCGAAGAAUUUUGAAGCAGAUUCAAAACGAGAAUUGCAAGCUCAUGCUAGUGUCUCUAUUAAACAUUAUACAAUCCGUGAAUCAAAAGAACAUGAAAUACGUCACAAUAGUUGAAGAAAAUGCAAAAUAUAUCUUCACUCAUCCCAUCUUGCUGCAUUAUUUUUCACCAUUUUGUGGGGAAGCCUCAAGAGACUCAAUAGAAGGUAUGAUCACUAAAACUAUUUUAGAUAUCUGUGAGACCGUCGUUCAUUUGCACGAAACGACAAAUGGUAGUACGACAAUAUAUAACAUGUUCUUCGCAUUUAGAGAAAAGUAUCUUAUGCAAUUAAGAAACAUUAUGGAAAAAGAUUCUCUAAAAGCUUGCAGCAAUAAUUAUAAUGUUGCCAUUGCAUUACUAAAAAUAUUACAAUUGAGAACAUCAAAUAUCGCAAAUUUACUGCUCGCUUUAACGAAUCUAGAAAGUACCGCAUUUAUCUCGAACAACGAGCCAGGACGAAACCAGUCCAUAUUCGGAUGUAUUGUUCCAAUAUUGCUUGACAUGUAUUGCGACAACGAAUCAAAGUUACAUCACGGUCAAUCUAAUGCAUUGAAUGAUCAGUUCGUAAAGAAGCUAAGUUUGCAUUUGGUGCACCUAAAAUCCAAUAGCCACAUAGAAAGGUGGGAGCAAUCCUUGACGAACUACUUGUCAAUCUUUCCACGCAAUAUUGCCGGCAUCAGCUCUGACACUUUUGUUUCGUUGUUGGAAAGAGGUAUUACUAGAUCCACGGUCCAGCUGGUAACGAUCUUGAUCAAGAGAAAUAUCAAACUGAUUCCAUCACUGGUGAAAUACUUUUUCCAGGGAAACAAUGCGAAGCAAGCGGAUGUUGUCCAAUUGUUUCCAAUACUCGGUUGUAAUUUGAAAGAUAAAUGGAACAAAAAAAAAUUCCUCCAGACUCUUUGCCAUCAUUACAGCAACGAUAUCGCCGCAUAUUUAUCUGAGCCAGGAAAUCCCGUUCCGUGGAUUGAGGAGAACACGGCGGCAAUUGUUUACCUGAUCGAGAACACUUUCGAUCUUGCUCUAUGCGAAAAAACUUGCAACACUAUUUCCCAGAGCGGUGAUAAAUUGGACAUGGUGUCUACGUGUUUCGUGCAUUUGUUGGAAAGUCUGUACAAGAAAUACGAAGAAAGUUUGGUAACGGUGAAGGACAAGGCUUUAAGCGACCUGAUACAAAUAUUGCUUCAUAUAAUGACUUUAACGUUGAAGAAGGAGGCGAAGAACCUGAAAAAAAUUAAAGUUUUGUGCGAAAAACUCGACAACGCAGUGGCUUGUUUAAGAAAGACUAAACCUGAUUUUAUCCUUAGUUCAUUGAGUAAGAGUUACUCGUGGUCGCAGUAUACCAGAUUUUCUUUGAAAUUGGGUCUGAAAGAUGCUAAGAACGAUGAGACCCAGUCGAGCAUAUUGAAGACUUUAAGUAGUCUAUGUGAUAUCGCAUACGCAGAUAAUAUCGAAGACGAGUACGCGAAGACGUUAUUCGAAAUGGCAACGUCCCAUUCGGAGUUUGUUAAUGUUAUGCUAGGAUCUUCUAUUGUUAAGGGCGAUUUGAUUGAACUACUGAGGAUACUUAUUCGAAAGAAUCAUUCAGUAAUAUCUGCUUCGCACGUGGCCCUUUACCUCGCGGCUUACAACGCUACUCUCAGUCAUAUUGAUCAACGCAUUUUGCAGAUUCUUCAGCAUUAUGAAUCUCAUGGUGUCAAACUCCAACAGUAUUGGCCGUACUUAUGGGGAAGCGCAGCAGCAUCACAUUACGCUGUAAAGGGAGAGACGGAGACAGCCCUUUGGAGACAACCCUCCACCACCGAGAUUUUUAACUUGUUCGACAAGGAUAUCGUUAAAAAUACCAUAAAAGACUAUCCCAUACGCAGGACUUUGAAGGAUGACGAGUUACACGAGAACAGCAACGUAUACGACCCCGCGUUUUACUUGCCAUUGCUGUGCUCACUAUUAGCGGAGAAUAAUAUCGUUGCGUGCUAUAAAAUAAAUCAGAACGGUGUGUUAGCGUUGGUGCUCAUUGCGUGCUGCAGCAGUUCAAGCGACGUUCGGUUGGCAGCAUAUACCGCCCUCUCCAGAUACUACUUUCACCUGGAAGCGUCCAAGUCUAAAGACAAGUUGUUAUGGAUGCGUCUGCUUGACGCUUUAAGAAAUGGCGUUAAACUGUCCUUAAACUGCCCAUUGAAGGACAUUCGCCUGAGCUGUCUGACCGCUACCUUCCUGGCCAGAGCGUCGUUGAUCGCCAGCCAACCCCUACAUCCGCUUUACUCGCCACUGCACACCUUUCUGAUGGCCAAACCGGCGCUGGAUUUGACCACCAUACCCGAAUUGCUGCAGCUGCUCCACAGUCCGCACGUGGAGCACAAAGCACACCGGCACUGGAUCCUGAAGAACAUUCGGGACGGCAUGAAAGAAGAGGGCGACGUGGACGUAGCUCUGAAGUGCAUGUUGUUCAGGAUGCUUCUAGAUUUUCAUACUUGUAUAUUAUCGGACGCUAAGAGCAAGCAAUUGAUCUUGGAGGUCAUUGCCUCUACCACGAAGAUUUCCAAAGCUUCGGUGCUUCUUAUACGAGGGUAUGGUGUGCUUCCGUGGCUACACAAGGUUGUUAAUCAGUUGGACACUUGUGAGACGGAAAUAGAUACCGUCAUCACCAUAAUCGAAAAUUUAUUGAACAACCUGAGUGCCUUAACGGAGGAUACUACGCGUUACAAGUUCUUGUUGUUUAGUAUCCUCUCGCAAUUAAAGGAGUCUUCAAGAAACAACCAAAUGAGGUUUCUCUCAUCCAACUAAAUUUUCUGUGACUGAAAUAAGAUGGAUACCUAUUCAGAGAUGUAAGUAUUGUAAAAGAGUGAAAAUGCGCAGCGAAACGAACAUAUGUAUGAUAUGUAUGAUUUUCCUGUGAAAUAAACAGUACUCUUUAAUUCGA